AUGCACGUUAAUGUCGGACAUAUUGUCUUUCCCGUGCCGAUACUAUCGCAGGAAGCACAGACUGUUUCUGUGAAGCGUGUGAAACGUGAGGGCGCGCAGGGCGUUGCUGCUGACGAUGCUCGUUUUGUUCGGGAAUCAGUUGUUGCAGCAGUCCGCGUAGCGUUGCGGGAAGCUGUUGACGGUACUUCGGUGGACGAUGUAUUCAUUGACGUACAUGUGCAUGAGGGUGGUAAGGGUGUCUCAUUUUCAUUUGUUAAGGGAUUCCUAUCUCUGUCACUUUCCACUCCCGCCGGUACGGAAGUUUGUAUUCCUGCCGGACUGACUUUUGACGAAAUUCAGAACGCUACAGGGUUUCCAAGUUUCACGCAGGUGAGACUUCACUUCUCUGAUGAAGUAGGUGGCAUGGAGUUGCCGGUGUACUGGGAAAAGAGAGUAGUGUGUGCGGCGACACCAACUGCACUAGUAGCUGUUGAAGGACGGAUAAAGACUCCUGGUACGAAUAUACAAUACGCUGCAGAUAAAGACAUAGUGUUAUUGGAUAGCCGCGUCCUCGUUGUCGGCGCUGGAGGCAUCGGGUGCGAACUGCUCAAAGUUCUCGUGCUUUACGGGUUUAGCGACAUCGACGUGUUCGACUUAGACACUGUUGACGCAACAAACCUCAACCGGCAAUUCCUUUUUAAUAGGGAUGACGUUGGUCAGUCCAAGAGUGCCACUGCACGUCAGGCCAUCAUGAACUGGUUCACCCCUGCAAACCCACGGCGACCUCCCAACAUUCGCGCUCACCAUGCCAACAUCAAGGAUGAAGCCUAUGGUAAAGCGUUCUUUGCUCAAUUCGCGGUUGUGCUGAAUGCCCUUGACAACGUUAGUGCUCGUCAGUGUGUCAAUCGCAUGUGCAAGCAAGCAGGCGUGCCGCUCGUUGAGAGUGGGACGAUGGGAUACAAUGGUCAGGUUCAACCCAUUGUAUAUGGUCGCUAUGAAUGCUAUGAUUGUCAUCCAAAGGCUUCAGGAAAACAAACACUAGCCGUCUGUACAGUUCACGCUCGACCCACAACUAUGGUUCAUUGCGUUCACUACGCAAAGGAGCUGUACGAGCGUCUCUUCGGCGAUGGACAACAAGAUGCCGGGGAUGAACUAACCUUCGUCGAUGAUCUCCUAAACCAGGAAAAAGAGCGGCAGGGGAUCAACACAGAAAAUGGUAAACUAAAUUUGCACAACUUAGCGGUUUCGCUAGGGUGUUGUUUGUUUGUUUCGAAGAUUGAGGAACUCCUUUCCAUUAAGUCUGCUUGGCCAACGCAACCACCGUCCCCCCUUGAACCCACAGCUAUUCACGGAGCAGCGGAACAACUUAAAGCGGCGUGUGAUAAUCCCCAGGGCGUAGUCCCGCGAGUGACUCGGGAUUGUUUAAUGUCGUUGAAUGAAACAGCUUUACUUUUUGUCGAUGCUUUUGUUCGCUGUGCUUCGCGUGGCCAACGAGUUGCCUUUCGUAAGGAAGAUGAUGAUGCGGUUGAUUUUGUGGCGGGUGUGUCGAAUUUACGUGCUCUAAUAUUCCAUAUAUCACCUCAGCAGUCGGUCGAGGAAAUCCGUAGCAUUGCCGGGGCAAUUGUGCCCGCUAUCGCAACGACAAAUGCUGUUAUAGCUGCUGGUGUUGUGCAGCAGGCUGUGCGUGUACUGUUCGUGUCUCGUGGGGGAAAUCAACCGCCUGAACCGAAGAUGAUUUACGUUAGAAAAGUACCUCAAGUGCGCCGCCGUCGCCUUUCAGCCAAUCCUUCCGCCGUUUUAGGGGGAAAUGGCAAACUGGGGUUGGUACGGUGGGUUUCAGACAUGUACCUUGUUCACAGUGCGCCCCCUAAUCCGGCCAGUGAUAAGUGUCUCGUGUGCCGCGAUCGUCACCCAACUGUCGACGUGUAUUUGAAUGCUAAGCAGGUAACGUUCGAAUUGUUUGUUCAUCGCGUACUUCAGCAACACUUGAAUAUGCACGAGCCGACAAUUUUUCAUGGUGCAAGCAUUUUGUACGAGAAAGGGGACUAUGAAGCCCUAAAUUCUACUCCUUUGCUAUCACAAAUGAAGGAUGAUCACAGGCCGUUAGAUCUUCUUGUUGACGAUCUCGACCACGACGUAGAGUGGCGAGUGGUAGUUCAUCAUUGCGAAGAACUCAAAGAGCAGGUACCACAGUCGGGUGUAGUGGUGGAAGGCCUUGAGGAGGCCUUAAAGUUCGAGAGUUCGCUUCUCGCGAUGCCAAUUAGUACUGCCGAUCCCGCAGCUAUCGAUGCUGGGGAUGCUGUCGGUGAGGCCAAUGUGCCGGCGGGUGGCUGUACCCUUUCCAAAGCCGCUGUUCCUGUGCUUAUCGACUCCGGGGACGAAGAUAGUGACGAGGUUGUAGAAAUUGAUUAG
Messenger RNA from Trypanosoma brucei brucei TREU927, 2391 nucleotides. RefSeq names its product ubiquitin-activating enzyme E1, putative. The transcript has a single exon. Gene Ontology annotation, molecular function: SUMO activating enzyme activity. Gene Ontology annotation, biological process: protein sumoylation. The record is from RefSeq and is a predicted model, not a curated record. NCBI's taxonomy places the organism in Eukaryota, Euglenozoa, Kinetoplastea, Trypanosomatida, Trypanosomatidae. Gene Ontology annotation, cellular component: cytoplasm; SUMO activating enzyme complex. Bases 1 to 2391 code for a protein of 796 amino acids.